This is a messenger RNA of Penicillium expansum, 1416 nucleotides long. RefSeq lists its product as uncharacterized. Bases 1 to 1416 code for a protein of 471 amino acids. Lineage: Eukaryota; Fungi; Ascomycota; Eurotiomycetes; Eurotiales; Aspergillaceae. The transcript has a single exon. The record is from RefSeq and is a predicted model, not a curated record.
AUGGCUGACGAGUCUCCCAGUCUCUACGACCUAAUUGAGGAGCUCGGAUUUCCUCCAAGCGAGCACCAAUUCCUGCUUCGUCUUUUCGGCUCAUCCGACCCAUUUGCUGGGCUUCCUGGUGCAGACCUAGAGGCUAAUCACAGCUCUACCAGCAUUGCCCGCAGACUUGCAUCUACUAGGCUCUGGCAAGAUAUUCCUCCGUUUACUAGGUGGAUUUCCCUAACUAACCUACCGCAUCACAGUGAACGCGCCAAUCAGUUUCGUCUACGAUCCACCAACAAUCAUCCUUGUAACUUUCGUGAAGGUUCAGAGGGCAGAGACCUGGUUCACUACGAAGAAGAGUGGACUUCCCUCAUAGGCACCGAUUCAGAAUCUCUGUUCUCCGAGUUACUUCAACAGCUUGCAACAGAAGACGAGCCUCACUGCCUUGAGUCCCCUGAGCUUCCUGGACAUUCCAAGGCAUCUGAGAACAUUGCACGCCCCGGAUCCGUUGAACCCCCGAGCUCAUCAGUCUAUGACAGCGAAACAGGUGAGCCACCCAACCCUGUUGAUAACCUCAACGAGACCCCUGGAACCCAAGGCAAUUGCGAAGCCUCCCAGGACCCGAGAACUCCAAAUCAGCCUGGGAGUUUUGAGCAGCUACUUGAAUCAUUUCCAAGACCUCCCAGUCACAAUCACACGGCCAGGGACCAAGUUUUAUCCCACCUUGAUCCUAACGCCGAACGAGUGCCACCGAAAGACAGUGCCCAGGCUAAUACGUCGACGCUCACCAGCAGUCAGAUCAAACCUGCGACCAGCCUACCUCGGAUUCCUCGUUUCUCUGAAGAUUUUGGGGACAGUACCCCGAUCGGAAAGCAAGAUUCUUUUAGCAGUUGUGCCAAAGCUGAUACAUCUGCUCUCGACACAAGUGGGCUAAGGAAUACAUCAACUACUUCUUCUAGAAGCUCCCCGCCUCCUUCUAACGACACUUCAACCAUCCUCAACACUCGGAACGUUUCCCCUCAGAUCCCUUCCCUGUCUCCCAGCGUUCCUUCCAGAGAGUUACAUCUCCCCAUUGACCGUCACGAGGGACAACAAGUGGAUCUUGAAAGCUCUCACCAGACCCAGGAGCGCGCAAAUCGGUACACCUACGCCAUUUUCCCUGAAUACUCCUCACGAGUUCGUCCGAUCAGCUUCGUGAUCAGAAAACAGCACUCCUUUCGCAGUAUAUUCGAAGGGCGCGCUACACCUACAGCUUCCCCUCGAUAUUACCAGAAGACGCCUCUUCAUAUCUCUACUCGUCCGUCAACAGUUUCUUUCGCCUCUGCAAAAAGGGGCACAUCAAAGCGCAAGAGAGCCUUGAAGCGCUGUGUUAAAAAGCUCAAGCACCUGCUGUGUCGAAGCCGCAAACGCACUCCAUCCACCCCCAAUCAUUAA